Messenger RNA from Zea mays, 1456 nucleotides. Its product is annotated as protein STRICTOSIDINE SYNTHASE-LIKE 10. Gene Ontology annotation, molecular function: hydrolase activity. The record is from RefSeq and is a predicted model, not a curated record. The coding region runs from base 248 to 1285 and encodes 345 amino acids. The transcript has a single exon. NCBI's taxonomy places the organism in Eukaryota, Viridiplantae, Streptophyta, Magnoliopsida, Poales, Poaceae. Gene Ontology annotation, cellular component: endomembrane system.
CCGUGCGCCAAGAGAGAAACAGGCGCCGUGUUUUGGGAUCGGACAUCGGAGUUGUGCGCGAGCCAGGAGCCCAAGAUCCUAGAUCCUUAUCCCAACAGGGGCCGUUUCGUUGGCCGAGUUCGAAGGCGCGACGGCAACGGCAGGUUCCUUCCAGGCUAUAAAACGCGAGCCCGCGGCGCUCGCUGCACGCAGAUUCAUCGGAGAUCAUCGGGAGGAGAGCACUAACUGGGCGACGCACAGGCACAGCAUGGGGCGGCGGUUCAAUCUGACCAUGUCGCUCCUCGCCGUCGUCGUCCUAGUGCUUCUCGCCGCGCCGUGUGCCUCCGCCGCGCAGGUCAAGACGACCGAUACGCGCUGGAGCUUCCAGCUCCCUUUACCCAGCGGUGUCAGCGGCGCCGAGAGCCUCGCGUUCGACGGCAAGGGCGAGGGGCCCUACGCCGGCGUCUCAGACGGCCGUGUCCUCAAGUGGGGCGGCAGCGCCGUCGGCUGGACCACGUUCGCGCACAGCGCCAACUACAGGAAGAUCCCGCUGUGCACGGCGGGCGUGGUGCCGUCGGCGGAGACCGAGAGCAUGUGCGGCCGCCCCCUGGGCCUCCAGUUCCACGCCAAGACCGGCGACCUCUACAUCGCCGACGCCUACCUGGGGCUCACGCGGGUCGGCCCGGGAGGCGGCGAGGCCGAGGUGCUGGCGACCGGUGCGGACGACGGCGUCCCGUUCAACUUCGUCAACGGCCUCGACGUCGACGAGGCCACCGGCGACGUCUACUUCACAGACUCGAGCGCGACGUACCCGAGGAGGUUCAACACGGAGAUCAUGAUGAACGCGGACACGACGGGGCGGCUGCUCAGGUACGACGCGCGCACGAGGAGCGUCUCCGUGCUCAAGGCCGGCCUGCCGUACCCGAACGGCGUGGCGGUCAGCCCCGACGGCGAGCAGGUCGUGGUCGCGCACACCGUGCCGUGCCAGGCGUUCAGGUACUUCCUCCGGGGCGCCCGGAAGGGGCAGUACGAGCUGCUGGCGGACCUGCCGGGCUACCCGGACAACGUGAGGCGGGAUGGCAGGGGUGGCUACUGGGUGGCGCUGAACCAGGAGAAGCAGCGGCUGGACGCGACUCCGGCGACGGGCCCCGUGAAGCACCUCGUCGGGGUCCGCCUGGACGCCCACGGCGUGGUGGUGGAGGAGCUUACGGCGGCCAAGGGUGUCACGCUGAGCGACGUGGCGGAGACGAAGGGGAAGCUGUGGCUGGGCUCCAUCGAGCUCGAGUACGUCGGACUCGUUGCUUGAGCGGCUGCGUACCACACUAGCAACGUUAGCUAUGGCCAUGUUAUGUUAGGAAUUAGGAUUAGGAAUUGGAUUAGCAAGUACGAGCGAGUAGCCUUUAGUUUCAUGUCUUCGCGUGACAAACAUCGUUAUUUUACCGAUUAUCAAUAAAUUUCAUUUAUUGCUUGAUUAUCA